Messenger RNA from Vitis vinifera (wine grape), 1663 nucleotides. Its product is annotated as cytochrome P450 716B1-like. Lineage: Eukaryota; Viridiplantae; Streptophyta; Magnoliopsida; Vitales; Vitaceae. Gene Ontology annotation, biological process: sterol metabolic process. The coding region runs from base 12 to 1169 and encodes 385 amino acids. The record is from RefSeq and is a predicted model, not a curated record. Gene Ontology annotation, molecular function: heme binding; monooxygenase activity; iron ion binding. The transcript is spliced from 2 exons.
GAAUAACAGACAUGGUUCUCUUCUUUUCAUAUCUACUAUACUUUAUACUCUUCAUAGCACUUCCAAUAGUCUUCCUUAUUACUUACAGGCACAAAUCCUCCAAUCCAAACCUUCCCCCUGGGAGAAUGGGAUGGCCAAUCAUAGGAGAAACUUUGGAAUUUGCUUUGGCUUGUCAAGGGGGGAAUCCGGAGAGAUUCUUGAACGAUAGAAUGAACAAGUACUCCCCUCAAGUGUUCAAGACCUCCUUAUUGGAAGCGAACAUGGCUGUGAUGUGCGGAGCUUCGGGGAACAAGUUUCUUUUCUCCAACGAGGACAAACUUGUAGUCUCAUGGUGGCAACGUUCAAUGAAGAAGAUUUUGUGCUUCCCAUCUGUCUUCAAUGAAACUUUAACAAGAGAUAACUUCAGACCCCCUACCUUCCUUCCUGAAUUUCUCAAGCCAGAAGCUCUCCAACACUACAUAGUCACCAUGGAUUCGAUGGCAAGCGAACACAUUGAGUUGAAUUGGUCUCCUAAUAGAGAGGUACUGGUUUUUCCGCUUGCAAGGAAGUACAGCUUUGCGUUGGCUUUCCGGCUCUUUAUGAGCAUUGCUGAUCCUGAGUAUGUUGAGAUGAUUUGUCAUCACUUCCAGAUUUUGAACGAAGGAUUCCUUUCUGUGCCUAUAGAUAUUCCUGGGACGACAUUCAACCGUGCUCUCAAAGCCAGCAAAUUCAUUCACAAUGAGCUUCUAGAAGUCAUCAGAAAGCGAAAAAUGGAGUUAGAGCAGAAGGGAGACUCUGCUACUAGAGACCUACUGUCUCACAUGCUCUUAGCAUCAGAUGAAAACUGUAAUGUUAAGAGUGAGAUGGAGAUCAGUACUCAAGUUAUUUGUCUGCUUUUUGCUACCCAUCACACCACAAGUUCUGUCAUCACAUUCAUCCUCAAGUACCUGGCCGAGUUCCCUGAUGUCUAUAGCAAAGUCUUAAAAGAGCAAAUGGAGAUUGCAGAGAGCAAAGGUCCGGAAGGAUUUCUGAAGUGGGAUGACAUUCAAAAGAUGAAAUAUACUUGGAAUGUGGCAAAUGAAACAAUGAGGCUAACCCCACCUGUGCAAGGAACUUUUAGAGAAGCCAUAACUGACUUCACUUAUGCAGGUUUUACAAUUCCAAAGGGAUGGAAGGUAUGUCAUAUAUAAAGUGCUGUUUUGUAAAAUCAAAUUGUGUGUUGUACACUCAUGAAACUUACUGCAAAAUUUUGUCCUGCAGAUGCAUUGGAAUGUAAAUACAACACAUAGAGAUCCCAAGUAUUUUCCUGAUCCCGAGAAAUUCAAUCCCUCGAGGUUUGAAGGAAAAGGGCCUCAACCAUUCACUUUUGUGCCUUUCGGGGGAGGGCCUCGGAUGUGCCCCGGAAGGGAAUAUGCUCGAGCGCAGGUACUUGCAUUCAUACAUAAUGUGGUGACAAGAUUCAAAUGGGAGAAAGUAGAUCCCUGUGAAAAGGUUGCAUAUAAUCCAUCACCCAUUCCUUCCAAGGGCUUCCCAAUUCGCCUCCAGCCUCUACAAAAUGGAUUUAUUUAAGAUUUGGUUACUUAAGAAGCUAUAUUUGUGGUGCAUUUGAAUGUUUCAAUAAGAUGGCUGUAUGCAUAAGUUUCAGUUCCUGCAAAAUAAAGUGGACAACUAAUAUAGCAAAAAA